Pseudovirgaria hyperparasitica is the source of this 14619-nucleotide messenger RNA. Its product is annotated as midasin. Lineage: Eukaryota; Fungi; Ascomycota; Dothideomycetes; Acrospermales; Acrospermaceae. The record is from RefSeq and is a predicted model, not a curated record. Gene Ontology annotation, molecular function: ATP hydrolysis activity; ATP binding. Gene Ontology annotation, biological process: ribosomal large subunit assembly; rRNA processing. Bases 1 to 14619 code for a protein of 4872 amino acids. Gene Ontology annotation, cellular component: preribosome, large subunit precursor; nucleus. The transcript is spliced from 5 exons.
AUGGAGCUCUCAUAUCCAGGCUCUCUUUCCUCGGAGACCCUUGCGACACUAGCAUUGAAAGCUCUUGAGCCCCAGCAAACCGAUCACAUCUUUGCCCGAUACGAGCACUUGUUCCCAGAACUAUGCUCACGAUGGCUCGCUCAUGAUACCACCUCGACUACGAAAAUAGCAGCAUUUGCGCGGAUAUUACCUUUCGCACCUCACCUUUCCGAACUCGCAGAAUCUCAAUUCUCGCAGGCACUUUUCGAAGGACUCCUAGACAUACUCCCUUCGGAGCUUGAAGAAGCAAUUGCUCCAGCGAUACCCGAGUCGCAAUUAUGUGAACACUUACUAGGAGUCUUUCGACUGCUCGCGUUUGAUAAUUGUACCUUCGCGCGGUAUUUACAGCCUGCUCGGCUCCAGGUACUCCUCUCAAAUCCAAGCCGACCCGUUCGUUACCUGACCGUUCGGAUACUCUGUCUUUAUCUGUAUGCGGCAGAUGCUUCAACUCAAGAAAUGGUGUUACGAUAUGUCGGGAAAGAGGUCAUUGAAGGCGAGUGGGAAGGUCUUCGGAUCGACUAUUGGUUCCUGAGCUUGUGGGAGGAGCAGCGACACAAAGGGAUUGCGCAUGCUCGGUCGAAGAAACAACGCGAAGAUGAUAGUGUGGUGUCAGUCGCAGGGAACUCUCUUUCCGAUCAAUGUUGCGAUAUCGAUGGCGUCCUAUUACCACGUCUCUCUGCGACUAAUGGUCCUGCAUCUCCAAGUACCCUUGUACGAACAUUAUCGACAGUAGCAAAUCUUAGAAAACUUGCGCGCACUUUGACCAUUUCAAAUGCUGUUCUUUUGACCGGACUUCCUGGCUCGGGAAAAACGCUACUUGUCCGACACCUUGCAACACAAUUAGGUAAACUGAAUUCCAUGGUCACUUUGCAUCUAAAUGAACAGAGUGAUGCCAAACUUCUGAUUGGCAUGUAUACCACUGGUGCAGACCCUGGUUCCUUCGAAUGGACACCGGGUAUACUCACGACUGCAGUGAGAGAAGGCCGCUGGAUUUUGAUUGAAGAUCUCGAUCGAGCCCCAAAUGAGAUUCUCAGUACUUUCCUGCCCCUCAUCGAAAGAGGAGAACUACUCAUUCCAAGCCGUGGCGAGAGGAUCGUCGCUCCCCGCGGGUUCAAGAUCAUUGCUACUAUGCGCAGCAAUAAAAACAUGAAAGGUGAAGAAGUUACCUCCAAAGCUAUUAUCGGAUCGAGACUCUGGUCUACGGUACGAGUGGAAUCACUAUCUCUUAACGAGCUCAGGACUAUUGUUACUACAAGAUUUCCGAAGUUGCAGGGCCACGUCGAAGCAAUCAUCAGCAUCUACACAAAAAUCAGCACAGAACGCUUGGAAGUCGCGCAUACUGAUCAGCUCGCAAGAUCACGAGCUGUCACACCUCGGGAUCUUUUCAAAUGGUGUCGACGUAUGUCAUUGUCGCUCACGGACGGAGCACGUGUUACUGCCCAACAAAAAGAUGGCAUGUUUCUGGAAGCAUUCGAUUCAUUCGCUGGCAGUUUUCAAGAACAGCAAAGUCGACUAAGCCUUAUGACAUGCGUAGCUAAAGAGCUGCACAUAGAUUCCCAGAGACGAGACCAUCUACUACUACAUCGAGAGAUCUCGCAUCAUCUUGGUAACUCCAGUUUUCAAGUUGGCAGGGUCACUCUUGAUCGGAGAAAAGGGUUCAAGAUCACGGUGAAGGGUGAAAUGACUCCUUUCUCAACAAAUGGUCAUACAUUACGUCUACUCGAGAAAUUAGGACGAGCAGUUGAGUGCAAAGAGCCCCUGCUACUCGUCGGAGAGACAGGCACGGGCAAAACAACAUGUAUUCAAUACAUGGCAAGUCAGCUAGGCCGGAAACUAGUCGUCUUCAAUUUGUGCCAGCAAAGUGAGAGUGGCGAUCUUCUCGGUGGUUUUAAGCCCGUUAAUAUUCGCAGCCUCUUUAUCCCCUUAAAAGAUGAAUUUGACGAGUUGUUCGGGAUGACCUUCUCACGCAGAACAAAUAAUGGAAAGUUCAUGGACAUUUUGGCCAAGCGAAUGGCUAAAGGUAAAUGGACUGCUGUUUGUGCCCAAUGGCGCGAUGCCUUGCGCAUGGUCAAUACAUAUCGCGAAAAGAUAGGAUGUGAUCGAGAAGAGCAGCCAUCCAAGAAACGCAGAUUAGAUUGUGGUACUUCGGCUUUUCCGGAAUCUCGCUGGAAUAAAUUCUCAUCCAAUCUUACCUUACUCGAAUCGAGAAUAUCAAAAGGCUCGGGAGCUUUUGCUUUCGCUUUUCAGGAGGGCAACAUCGUAAGAGCUGUACGAAACGGAGACUGGAUCUUACUCGACGAAAUCAACCUGGCUUCGCCCGACACGCUUGAGGCUUUGGCAGAUCUCUUCGAGUCAGAUACGGAACCCUCUGUUCUACUCACGGAGACGGGUAAUGCACAGCGCGUAGUGGCUCAUCCGGAUUUUCGGAUUUUCGCUGCCAUGAAUCCCGCUACUGACGUGGGAAAGAAGGAUCUUCCACCUGGAAUACGAUCGCGCUUCACCGAGCUAUACGUGGACAGUCCAGAUGCCGACGACAAGAGCCUGCGCAGCGUUGUAGAGACGUAUCUUGGGACUAAUGAGCCCAACUCAAAGCGCAUUGUUGCCGAUGUUACUUCGCUAUACAGAGAAAUACAAGAUCUCGUCAGAAAGAACCUCCUGGUCGAUGGUGCGGACCAGAAGCCGCAUUUCAGCCUACGAACGUUGACUAGGACGCUGACCUACGCGCGAGAUAUGACCGGUCGUUGUAAACGUGAACGAGCACUAUAUGAAGGCUUUCAUAUGAGCUUCUGCACACUUCUUGAUGGUAAGUCAGAGAGUCUCGUAGCGCCAUUGAUCGAAAAGCACCUACUUCGUCAACACGGGAAUGCUCGAUCAGAACUUCAACGGUCGUUACAAGCCCCCAUCGAUCAUCGACAUUACUUGCAAUUAGGCCAUCAUUGGCUGCCUCGAGGGCCCAUUCCGGAAGCACAGCAACCUCACUACAUCAUCACGCCCUUUGUCCAGCGAAAUCUGAACAAUUUGAUCAGGGCAACCUCAACCAACAAGUAUCCGAUUUUAAUCCAAGGACCGACAUCCUCCGGCAAGACCAGUAUGAUUGAGUAUUUGGCAAAACGAACUGGGAACCAAUUUGUCCGGAUUAACAACCACGAGCACACAGACUUGCAGGAGUAUCUAGGGACAUAUGUGUCUUCAGAAGGUGGUCUCCGCUUUGAAGAGGGAAUUUUGGUCAAGGCUUUGCGCGAAGGCCAUUGGAUGGUCCUUGAUGAACUGAAUCUGGCGCCAACAGAUGUUCUUGAGGCCCUCAAUCGGCUACUGGACGAUAAUCGCGAAUUGCUUCUACCGGAGACUCAAGAAGUCGUCCGACCGCACGAAAACUUUAUGCUAUUUGCAACCCAGAAUCCGGCAGGACUAUAUGGCGGGCGAAAAGUGUUAUCGCGUGCUUUUCGAAACCGGUUUUUGGAACUUCACUUCGACGACAUACCGGUAGAGGAGCUCACAGAGAUUCUCCAUAGACGAACGCAUGUCCCGGAGUCGUGGUGUAAGCGGAUCGUAGCUGUCUACAAGGAGCUCUCUCUACUUCGUCAAGAAGAACGUAUAUUCGAGCAAAAGAGUUUCGCUACCCUUCGAGACCUCUUUCGUUGGGCAUUGCGUGAGGCGGAAACAAUCCAAGACCUGGCCACCAACGGGUAUAUGCUUUUGGCCGAGCGUGUCAGGAAAAUUGAAGAGAGAACAGCGGUGAAAGAAAUCAUAGAGAAAGUUAUGAGCAAGAAUGGUGCACGCGUACAGAUCAAUGAAAUUACAUUAUAUGGUUCUGUAGACGAUUUACCACAAAAGUUUCCGCGGGUCGACGGCGUAGUUUGGACCCAGUCCAUGCGCCGUUUGUACACACUGCUUGCUCAAGCUUUACGAAACCAUGAACCUGUUCUACUUGUUGGUGAGACCGGAUGCGGCAAGACGACUGUUUGCCAAAUCUUUGCAAAUGCUUGCGAGAAACAACUUCAUAUUGUCAACGCACAUCAGAAUACUGAGACUAGUGAUCUCAUAGGAUCACAACGUCCGGUGCGAAACCGAGCCGCAAUCGAAGAAGCUCUCCUGGAAUUGUUAGCACAAGCUUUGACACCAAUCACUGGUCAGCUGGACAACACUCUCGGUACUAUGUUACAUAGGUACAAUACUCUGUCUUCACAAGAGCGCGCCAUGGUCGAACCGAAGAUUCAGAAGGAAAUCGCGCAUCUAUCUACCAAGUCUGCUGCUCUAUUCGAAUGGGUCGAUGGAUCUCUUGUUACUGCUAUGAAAAGUGGCCAGUUUUUCCUGCUCGAUGAGAUCUCACUAGCCGACGACUCGGUGCUAGAGCGCCUCAACAGCGUUCUCGAAUCCGAAAGGACGCUGUUGCUUGCGGAGAAAGGUACUAAUGAGUCCUUGAUUGUAGCAAGUCACGACUUCCAGUUCAUGGCCACAAUGAAUCCAGGAGGUGACUACGGCAAGAAAGAGCUCUCACCAGCUUUACGCAAUCGUUUUACAGAAAUCUGGGUACCUCCGUUGUCGGACACAGAAGAUAUUCUGCAAAUUAUCAAAAUGAAGCUGGCAUCUGCUGCUGUGGCACAUGCGAGUGCGCUUGUGUCCUUCGCACAGUGGUUUGCUAAUAAGUACACUACAUCCGCGACGUCGACUGUGUCCAUACGUGACAUGCUCUCCUGGGCCUCGUUCAUCAACAACACUAUAACAACUUGUUCUCUACCACUGCUCGUUGCUAUUGUCCAUGGUGCGGCACUGGUUUACAUUGAUACCCUCGGCGCUAAUCCAUCUGCGAUGCUGGCAAUGUCUGCUGUUUCGAUUGAGGAUGAGAGGAGAACCUGUUUCUUGAAGUUGGGAUCUUUACUCGACACAGAUUUUGAUGAUUCCAUCUAUGACGCAUCAACAAUUAGCGACGACGAACAACUGAUGACCUUUGGAGCUUUUAGCUUAGCCAAGAGAACCUGCGUGAAUAUGGACUCAACCUUUGGGUUCAACGCGCCAACGACAAGGAAAAACGCCAUGAGGAUCGCUCGUGCACUGCAGCUAUCGAAACCCGUUCUUCUCGAAGGUAAUCCAGGUGUUGGAAAAACAACGCUGAUUGUGGCCAUGGCUAGAUCGGUCGGUGUACCUUUGACAAGGAUCAACCUAUCUGAGCAAACAGACCUCGUCGAUCUUUUUGGUACCGAUGUUCCCGUCGAGGGCGAAGCUGCUGGAAAGUUCGCAUGGCAGGAUGCGCCGUUCUUAAAGGCGAUGAAAGAGGGCACAUGGGUUUUGCUCGAUGAGAUGAACUUAGCUUCCCAGUCCAUUUUAGAAGGUCUUAACGCCUGUCUUGACCACAGAGGAGAAGUGUACAUCUCGGAGCUCGAUCAGACUUUUAAACGCCAUGCAAACUUUCGUCUGUUUGCUGCCCAGAACCCUCAUCAUCAAGGUGGUGGUCGGAAAGGUCUACCUGCCUCUUUUGUCAAUCGAUUUACCGUAGUAUAUGCUGAUGUGCUCACUGGCAUAGACCUGAAAUUAAUUAGCAAGCAGACCUUCCCUCAUGCCAAUGAAGAGAAGAUGAGUCUCCUGAUCACAUUUGUGUCAGAACUCGAAAAGGAAGUUGCUGUUUAUCGCAGCUUCGGUACGCAAGGCAGCCCCUGGGAAUUCAAUAUCCGUGAUACGCUGCGCUGGAUGCAUCUCAUUACAACAAAAAUCGGACUACUUGGCACUGGAUCUGUCCGCGACUACCUCGACACUGUCUUUACUCUUCGGUUCCGAUCAUCUACAGAUCGCGAGUCUUUACUAGCACUGUAUAAAAAGACUGGAUUAGGUCGAGUUUCCCCCCGAUCAUUCUAUCACAAUCUCAGUUGCAUGACAUAUCAAGUCGGACUAGGUACCACCACCCGAAAAAAGAUUGAUAUACCGCAUUCGACUUGUUUUCAGAUGGCUGUAGACGUUGACAAGCUGCCAGUUCUAGAAUCCCUGAUGAUCAGCGUUCAACAGAGAUGGCCUGUGAUUCUCGUUGGUCAGACUGGUAGCGGCAAGUCCUUUCUUUUGAAUCAUCUUGCUUCUACAGCUGGUGCAAGAUUAAUAACCUUCCCGAUGACCCCAGACAUCGAUGCAAUGGAUCUCGUCGGAGGCUACGAACAGGUAGAUCGCUCCAGAACUGUUAAUCGUCUUCGGGAUCAAGUUUCUCGGGUCGUUCGAGGCUUGUUGAUAGAAGUCUUAGUCAGCUCGCCAGUGAAGUCGGAGCUUUUACCGCAUUUCUUGCGUCUCUGUCGAUGCUCAUCAGAAGUGACUCUUAAAGAAGUCUUGCAGUCACUGUCCCUCAUUGGCGACGAAAUCACAGAGCCUCAAAUACGAAAUCUUUAUACUGAAGUCGAACUUGCAAUCGAGACCUCUUCGACACCAGAGGGUCCGCAGUUCAAGUGGGUUGAUGGUGUCCUCAUAGACGCUAUUGAACAGGGCCACUGGCUCGUCCUUGACAAUGCAAACUUCUGUAGUAGUUCUGUCCUAGACCGGCUCAACUCACUCCUUGAGCCUGAUGGCUACCUGAUAAUCAACGAACACAGUUCUGAUAGCGGCGAGGCUCGAAUUGUGAAGCCACAUCCUGAUUUCCGGAUCUUCAUGACUGUUGACCCAAAAUAUGGCGAACUAUCUCGGGCCAUGCGGAAUCGUGCUAUUGAACUUUUCAUUCUAUCGCAUCAGAAGCCGUGCAAUGACGGAGGUCUUGCACAUGCGCCUCAUUACAGGAAUGAUUCAUCAGUGUACCGCUUUCGCCAUGCAAUUGCGGCUUUGGAAUCAGUCAACAAUACUGCAAACAUGAUCGAUAUUGCAAUGGGUCAUUUGUCUCUCGAUGACAUGUCACGGGCUGGUAGCUUUGGUGAGCAACUUACCAUCGGUCUUGUUCGGACCACGUUGUCCUCUGGCAGUGGAUUCUUCGGUGAUGAACAUGAAGACUUAUCUAUAGGUGUUCUGGCACCCGUUACGUCUCCGUCAAUCUCGAACGAAUCAUCGUCGAGAAAUUCGAGCAGCAAGGAUAUUCUUUGUCUUUCCAAAGCGUGGUCCAUGAUGACUUUCACGGAUAGCCCAUAUGUGUCCAGCAUAUUGCCCAAGGUUCGGGCAUAUUAUGAGAGCGUGCAGCGCAACUUGAAUGUGUCGGUUCUUGAUCUACAUGCGCAAUCCAUACAUCCAAUGAACAACGAGCUACUAUGUCGUAUUGAUUCAGAUACAAUGGAGCAGGCAGAAUUCAUCGACCAUUCACUCGUUCUAUGUGGAGAUAUUGUGGCUAUGAAACGCCAGCUCCAAGCACUACCAACUAGGAUUUGGCAUGGGGCCUUGAAACUACUGAUGAAGAACAUUCACAUUUUUGUGUCGUCUAUUCCCAACCACGCCGCGAGAUACAUUGAGACUGCACUUCGGAUUGGAGACCUAAACAUUGACUUGAGUUUCGUCCGUUCUCUCGUACUCGUUUGGUGGUCCAUCACGGAGACAAUUGAGCACAAUAGGCCAGAUAUGACGAGGAUCAACGUGUUGUUCUCUAUGCUCCGACAUCUAUCUCAAUCCCAGCCUAGUCAAAACAUGCCACACCGGGAGCUCCAGGCGGCGCUCCUGUCCGAGCUUUCUAACUUCGACCAGAGCAGCAAACUUACAUCUGGAUUCAGCAUGGAGCGCCUGUGGCAGUCGUUUAGACCGGCCACGCCGACUUCUUCUGAAUUACUCACAAGCACUCUCAAGCUAGAGAAAGUCGCGGAACAGUACGAUUACGCUUCAUAUCGCUCGUCUGGUGAGCUGUUUGAGCUCGCUAGAACUCGUGCGUCUCUCUCACAGGCAAUGGAUCUUGUCGCUACACAAGGAACAAACCCAGAAGGUCUACUGAUGGGCGUUACUGGGCUUUUGAACUCUUUGCAAACCAUGGAUUCCGAUACUGAUAUUCAAGAAACACCUUCCUUUCGAGGCUUCUUUUACCUUAUCAGUCAGAAACUUCGAAUUGCGGACGGUGAACAAGAUGAGACUGCCAUCAGGCUUGCUGUGACAUCUAUGCUUGCCCAACAGCCAACAAAACCUAAUCGUUCCGGUCAUUCCAUUGCUGUCAAGCUCCAGCGUCUGAUUGACUAUGCUGAUCUAAGUGACCAUACUUCUCCAAUCCCGGCUCUCACUGACAGCUCAUAUGAAACAUUGAUCGUUGCUUUGGAGCAAAAAGAGUUCACUAAUCUGGCAGGAAUGGCCCGUACUAGGAGAGAGAUUGCUGUCUUAUGUGAUGUGCUCAUCUCCAAGUCGUCGAUAUUGAUGAAAGACCAAGUCGCUGUUUUGGACUCCUACUUAGGGGACAUCUCCCAAGCCUUGCUGGCUGCACACUCGGACUAUUUUGAGUGUAAUUCGUUAGAGCUGCUGGCCAAUGUUCUUGAACCCCAAUUGAAAAGACUUGCAUCUGUCUUGCAAGAAGCCGAUCGCUAUCUCAAGGGUCAAUACGACACCCCUGCAGCCCGAUCCCGUGCUUCAGCAGAGAUAUGGGUCAAGAUCGCCUUUGAGGCGCUUUUGCUUUUCACGCCGAACAUCACCUUUGACCCGGCGCUCAAGCCCAUGAUCGAACGAGACUUCUACUUUCAUCGACAGCAGAGUCUCCAACGAGCCAGACAGGCACUCGUCGAAUUUGAAUCUCUAUGCACGGGCCAGAUUUCAACACUCCGCAUCCGCCACAUCGAGCGCCAAUUGUCCGAUCUUGGUAAGGAACCGGUAGCUGUACCGAUCAUUCGACCAAAUCACCCAGAAUCAGACAAUCUUCAGGGAGAGUUCAACAACCUCCUGGUUGUUCUCCGACGAAUUGAGACAAAUGGCCUUGAAACCCUGGCGACAGCUGAUGACAACUUGCUCCAAAACUUGUCACAGAUUAGCCACCGACUUACUCGCGGGUUCCGUCAUUACGAUGAUCUCACCACACCAGUUGUUGGUUUCCUGUCCUGUCUCAAGAUUGGUAUCACUUUAUUCCAGGUGUCUUCUCGAGACCAGUCCAGUACAGAAACGGAUCCGAUCAACCACGUUUGGAAUAUGACGCCUUUCAUUACUUCUCGAAGAAGACUGCUGGAUGCCGAACUUGUCCAAACAGCAUCCAUGAUUAGCUUACAUUGUAUGCUGGAAGCACUACAAGUUGAAGGCGCUAUCGAACAAAGCUUUCGGCGAUCUUCGGCUACAAAUGAACUGAUAGAGCACAUUUUCGAUCGUCUAUAUUUAGCUUGGAAGGAGCUCCUUCGCAAAGAACAAGAGAAGAACGCUGCAGAUACAAGUCUUUAUACUUAUCGUGACAAAGAGAAAGAUGUUGAAGAGGAGGAGACUGACCCAGACCUGUUCCCAGACUAUGAGCAGGGUGGUGUAGUCCAUGACCCGCCUCCGCUGGACCCAAUCGAGUCUCCCCGCGGGUCCGCGAGUAGACUUGCUAGCAUACAUGCCGCUCUAUUCGUAAAGAACAGAGACACCCAAAGUUCCAUUCGAGCUAUGAUCUCCAACAUCUCGACCAUGAUCGCACAUACUCGGAAUGUUCCUACUACCAGAAUGAACACACCACAAAACAUGAUGCCACUCAUCCUGCUGGGAUUGGACAAACGAUCCUGUGAGCUGGAACAGGGCGAGCCAGAUUUUAAGGGGUAUAACUUCUAUCAUGACCACAAUGUCAUUGAAGCUACAAAAUUUCAUUCACUUCUUGGGAAGAUUGUGAAACGGUUUCGUCUGAUAAAGAGUGUCUGGCCCGAGCACGCAACUUUGUCAGAGGUCAUCGAGCAUUGUCGAGAAGCCCUAUCAUUUAAACAUAUUGACCCGCUGGCUAAGAUGAUUACCAAAGCAGAAAAGAUACACAGCGUGAUGAACGAGUGGCAAAAGAUCACAAGUAGAGAAUUCAGUGCUGACUCAUUGUACGAUGGGCUCACUUCCCUUAUUGUGGGCUGGAGGCGACUUGAACUUCGAACAUGGGCGAGACUAUUCGACCAAGAGCAGGACAAGUGUGUCGACGAAGCAAGAAGUUGGUGGUUCAUCGCGUAUGAAACCAUAAUCGUAUCAACAAGGUCCUUGGACGCUUCCGAUGCCUCAGUUGUAAAAACAUUUACCACCUCUCUGCUGAAGACUCUCGAAAACUACAUGAGAACCACCUCAAUUGGAGAGUAUGCUCAUCGCCUAAGCUUGCUCAGACAAUUACAGCUUCACUUGGUAGCUUUGUCUAGCAGCCAUACGACAUCCUCGACUGUUGCGAUAGCGCUGGGCAACUUUAUAGGAUUUUAUUCGCGCUUCGAGAAACCGAUUCAAGAAUGCAUUCAAGUCCUGCGAAAACCUCUAGAGAAAGAGAUCAACAAGGCAAUACAACUUGCAAGCUGGAAAGACAUCAACAUUGAUGCCCUGCGCCAAAGCGCGAAGCGUUCUCAUCAGAAGCUGUCAAAGGUAGUACGAAAGUUCCGCGCGAUUCUUAGACAACCGGCUUCAUCAAUCAUAAUCAGUGAUAUCUCACAAGAUCCUCCUCUCAAGGGCUUGCCAUUGAAGCAGUCCGAAAUUCUCAAAUCCGAGGAUAAAGCAGCAUUGAAAAUUGUACUAAGAUCAGUACCAGAAUGGAAUGAUCGAGCUCCACGCUUCAAAUUUGUGGCUUCAACAGUAGCUAAGAUGCAGGCUCGAACUACUAUAGGAGACUCGGGGGCUGUGGCCUGUAGCAAACUGGAAGCCUUUUUGGAUGACAUCGAUACGACCUCGGCCCGAUUGCGUAAAGAAACACCUGCCACUCUUACCAAGGAGAAUACUGACAAUGUUAAACAUCUCAAGACACAAAAGCGCAGAGCUUUUGUAGAUGUGUUGAAAGACCUUAGGAAGAUGGGUUUCAGUUCCAAUGUCGGCGGUAAUAUCUUGCUGCAACAAGAAAGCACUGCUAUCAUCUUAUCACAGCUAGGCUCGUUCCCUGACUCGUUCCGCGACGUCACUGGCGGUGCCGAAUAUUACCUGCAUAAAGUUUUGCAGACUAUGCCUAAAGUUAGAGAUAUUACCAGAGAGCACUCUGGUGAUGUUACUCCAGCUGAAGUAGCUCGUAGCAAAUCACUCCUGGAAAGUAUCAUGCAGAUGUCGAUUCAACAGCGCAAAUCAAUAUCUGAUGCUUCUCAUGUCCACUUUCGUUUCAAUGAAGCUCUUCAUCAGCUCGAGAAUCUCUGGCGUCCAGACGAAUACAAAGUCCGAGCUGAGACCAUAGGAUGUAUAUCUUUUGUUGAGCUCCACAGAAACUUUUGCUGGUUCUCAACAAUGCUUGAAACCGCAAACUCAUUCAUCGAUAUACAGUCCAAACUGAGUACAAUAGAUCUCGCUCCAGUCACUCACGGCAUCAGUGACUUUAGUGGGAAAGCGAAGACACUAAUUACUCAAUGCGAGGCUAGCGCGAAACUUCCGGCUCCUCUUACAACGACGCUCAACGAUAGCAUUGCACUUGAGAUCCAACAAUUGUUCGACGAUGUCAAAAGCUCAUUUGCCAUAUGGAGUAGUGAGUACCCAGCUACGCAAUCUAUACUCGAUAAGGUACUUCCAUAUACGAAUUUGGAUUACGUCAAUCCAAACAUUGUUGAGAGCUUGGAAAGUUCGAUGGAUGUAAGCGAUGCCCAAAGUGCUAUACUUGACACUGCAGAUGCCAUGCUGGCCGCUGUCGAAGAAGUAGAAAGUGGUCUCCCAGCUCUAUCACUCGCUACUGACAAUGAGAAUUGGCUUGUUAAUCACAAUAAGGCCUUCGCGAACAUCACGAAAUCACUGCGUUUACAGCAAGUCUGCAAUCGUAUCGAAGGCAUAAUCAGGCUAACAUAUACCCGCUUUACUGUACAUGCAGCUCCGGACAACUCAGUCACGAUUAUUGCCGCAUUGACAUCAUCUAUUCUUCCUGUGUUCCGACAAUACAGUAACUCUUGUUCAGAGCUGUUGACCAAAUACACUGAUUUCCACACUAUCACGACUCAGAUGCUGUAUCAUCUUAGUAAAUCUUUUAUCCAGGUUGGCACUCAGGGUUUCUGUACCCCAUCAGAGAUGUCUGAUGAGAAGAGCGGACAAAACGAGAAACUUGAAGCUGGUACUGGUCUUGGUGAAGGCGAGGGCGCGGAAGAUAUCAGCAAAGAUAUUGGUGAUGAUGAGGAUUUAGCUGAUUUGGCCCAGGAGCCCGGCGAUAAGAACGAAAAAGAUGAUGACAUCGAGGACGAAAAGGACGCUGUCGACAUGGCAGACCAAGAAAUGGAGGGCGAGAUUGGUGAUGUCGAAGAGAAGGCCACUGACGACAGUGAGACUAGCGAUAAGGGGGACGAUGAUAUAGAGGAUGACGUGGGCGACGUUGAUGACCUUGGACCAUCAACAGUCGAUGAGAAGAUGUGGGAUGAGAGUGGCAACGACAAUGAUAAGGAAAAGGCCGGCGAGGACGCAAAUGGUUCGGAAAACAAGGACGAGCAGGUCGCAGCUAGCGACGACAAAAAUAAGGGGGAAGAAUUCAAAGACGAGGCUGAAGAUCAAGAUGAGUCUGAGGCGGAGGAUGGCAACGAAGAGUUAGAAGCAAUUGGUCAAGAUGAGGUCGAGCAGAUGGAUCCUCAUAUGCAAGAGACCGAAAAGCUUGACCUUCCAGACGAUCUAAAUAUGGAUGACAACAAAUCUGAUACUGCCUCGGACAGACUGGGCGAAUUUGACGACUUCGACGAUACUGAGGAGCAACCAGAUGCAGAAUGCCAAAAUGACCUCCCGGAAGUAGACGACGACAUGGAAGAUGGCGAGUCUAUGGAUGGAAACAAUGAGGAUCCGACUGUCACUCCGGAGGAAACCGAAGAGGAGCUCACCAACGAACAAGACAAGACUGAUUUCGAAGAAGUCGAAGACGAGCAAGAAGGCCCUAAACAACACCAGGACGAUGUCCAUGACUUGCCAGAUAAAGACAACGAGCAUGCUGCUCACGAGUCUGCCGACCUUGGAUCCGGUCAAGAUGCAAUGGACAUGGAGCAUGACCAACAGAAUCCAUCGACUGGCGCUGCAGCAAAUCAAAAUGAAGGUACUUCGGGAGAUACUACCGAGCCUGAAAGUCAGCAGCCGACCGAAGCGGGUACCGAGCAGCGUGCCGACAUUACUGACGGCGCAGGGCGAGGCGAAGACGAGGAAAGCGCGGAAAGUCGUGCAUUCAAGAAGAUUGGCGACACAAUAGAGCGCUGGUACAAGCAACAACGCGAAAUUCUUGAUCCUUCCUUUCAGUGCCAAGAAAGUUCAGACCAGGAUAAGGAAGUCGACAUGACUGACGCGGACUUCGAGCAUCUACCUGACGACGAGGCUAAGGCCGAUGCUCAGGCGCUCGGAGCUGCCACCGAGGAGCAAGCCAAAGCAAUCAAUGAGGAUCUCGCACUACCUUCAGAUAACGUUCAGGAGGAAAAGAAGGACGAAUAUGCCAUGGACGUCGAUGAUGAAGAAGAAGAAGAAGAAGACGAACUAACACCGCAGGACGCUAACCAGAGGGACAAGAAUGAUCUUACUCAAGACAGAGAAAGCGAUGGCAAACCUCAUACUUUUAUUGGUGAGUCAAACCAGCCCAGAGACCGCUUUGACGACGACAUGCAAAUCGAGGAUGAAAACCCCGACGAAGACGCAGAUGACAUCGAACCAAUCGAAUAUCAACUCUCAACCACCCACCUCGAUUCCUCAAACACCUUUCGCACGGCUCAAGAAGCCCGCGUCCUCUGGUCGCACCACGAGAACUCCACCCGCCCCCUGUCGCAGUCCCUCACUGAGCAGCUUCGCCUUAUCCUCUCCCCUACCACAGCUACUAAACUUCGCGGCGACUUUCGCACUGGCAAACGUCUCAACCUCAAGCGGAUCAUCCCCUAUAUCGCGUCCUCAUAUAAACGCGACAAGAUCUGGCUGCGCCGCUCUCUCCCGUCAAAACGCGCAUACCAGAUCAUGCUUGCGCUUGACGACUCCCAAUCCAUGGCGGAGCGCCGUACAACGGACCUUGCAUUCGAAACCCUGGCACUGGUGAGCCGUGCACUGAAUAUGCUGGAAGCAGGCGAGUUAGCUGUCGUCAGCUUCGGAAGCGAAGUGCGCAUUGCACAUCCUUUUGAGCGCGCGUGGAGCAGCGAAGCUGGUGCAGACGUGCUCCGACAAUUCGGCUUCCAGCAAAAGGGUACAGAUGUCAAAAAGCUGGUAAAGCAGAGCAUUGACAUCUUCCGCGAUGCUCGCCUGCGUGCCUCUGGAGCCGGCGCCGAUUUGUGGCAGUUGGGCAUUGUCAUUUCUGAUGGCUAUCAUGACAAUCAUGCGGAAAUUCAGCGCCUCGUAAGGCAAGCUCAGGAGGAGCGCAUCAUGAUUGUGUUUGUCAUUGUUGAUGCUGUAAGGAAGGCGCAGGGUGCGAGUGCGGCUUCGGGUGCGGGCGACGAGGUCAAGGAUAGUGUGUUAGACCUGCGUAGUCCGGAGUUUACAGAUGAUGGCAAGGUCGUGUGGAAGAGGUACAUGGACACUUUUGCAUUCAGGUGGUAUGUUGUUGUAAGAGACGUGGCUGAGUUGCCGGGAGUGCUGAGUAUGGCACUAAGGCAGUGGUUCAAGGAGGUUGUCGAUUCGUCAUGA